Molecule: messenger RNA, 666 nt
Organism: Camelina sativa (false flax)
Lineage: Eukaryota; Viridiplantae; Streptophyta; Magnoliopsida; Brassicales; Brassicaceae
Source: RefSeq, a predicted model, not a curated record
UUAGCCGUCUCUAACUAAGCAAGCUAUCAUCGUCAGUCACACACACUGCAAAGUCUGCAAUCAAACAUGGCUUCAGUUUCAUCAUCGGCGGCGAGAUCACUCAUCCGAGACGGUAAAUCAGCGGUGAAUCUACUCCUCCGUGUACGUACGGCCAAUCUCACAGAGACAGUGCAGAACAAUGGACCGGCAAUUCGGUCUCUGCUUCGGUUAAACGAGAAGCCGGCUCGCCAAUACCCGGUUUUCCCUAAAAUAUUUCCGGUAACGCAAACCGGUUUCCGUGUCGGCGUCGUUCAGCAGGAGGAGGACGUUUCGGAGAGAAUAGGGAAAAUGGAGGCGGCUCAUGGAAAGCGAGUGGUGAACAAUAACGAGGAAGUCGAUACGGAAGAAGAAGAGGAGACAGAUUUUGAUGAGGAUGAGAUUGAUGACAUUGAUAUCGACGACGACGAUGAAGAGUUUGAAGAUAUUGAUGAAGACGAUGAGGAUGAAGAGGAAGAGAAGGAUCCCAAGUACACAAGAAAGAAGAAGUAGAAGUCAUUAAUAAUUAAAAGAAAAGCCUCUUUAGUUCUUGGCAAAAUGCUUCUGUUCUUGCUUUGAGAUUUAAUGUGCUUAUUAGACAUAAACCUUCUUGUUCUAAAAUGAGAGCAUUUCUUCUUGUUUGUCUCGUGA